CUACCGGGCCGUGUGUGUGUGUGUGUGUGUGUGCGUGUGUCCUUCUUACAUUAUAGUUGAAAUCUGGUUUAAAGAAUGUCAUCUUUAAACCCAGACUUUUCAUGUUUUAUGUUGAAUUUGCACGCAUUCGUCAAGGUGUACAUGAUAGAACAACCUGGUAGAUAAUUACAAUGUUUAGCCAUCACUCGCUACUUCAAAGCUCGACAUAAUGUUAAUUAUGCCAUGCAUGUUUACUCAAAACUUAUUUACUUACACACAUAUUAGACCAUCUGCCACUUUAUUUGAGACAUAUGCCAUGCUGUUGUUGAUAAGGAAAUAUUCCUUUGCAGGCUAGAACUACCAACCAGUAAUUUCCGUCCUUGACUUUCUCUUUUCCUUUCCUCGAAGAUGGGGAAAGCCCAGCAGGAGCAUCUUUCAUACAGGUCACCUUGUACUGGCUGUUGUUACUGAUUAGUCCUAAUUUCGUAAGGUGUUUUGAUCGAUCUUUUAGCGAUUAAUUUAUAUUUAAAACUUUCUUGGCUAUGUCCAUCCUUUCUACGACUUCACAAUAUUUCCCUACUUAUACUUUUAGGUAGUUCAACAUGAAAAGAAAAGUCUCAGCAGGUAUUCUUUAGGUCAAGGGGACGAUAGUUAAAAUUACUUUAUAUAGUUGUGCUGCUUUUGCAUUCAUUUGUAGCAUGUUAAUUACAUAGCGUCACAUAAUUGCUGGCAACAAGAGUGGCGAGUAUGGGCUCCAGCCGGAAUGCCGGAUGCCGUGGCUUGAGGUGCACCACGCUCCUUUGCCGUAUGUGUUGCAUAGGCAAUAAUUUCAAACAAUAAACAUCAAGUAAAUUCUGUGUAUUUAGCCGAGUGAAAAUAGUAUAGCUAAAAUUGCAAAUGUAUAUUUAAGGUAAAAUAUUAAUGUGGUGGCAACAUCUAGCAGCGGUCAGGUAACCACAGCGGCCGGCCAGCUGCUAGUGGAAUGGAUUAGUGUAGGUCGAGUCGGCACAAGUGGUGGGUGUGUCCAAGAUAGCUGACGAACAAUAAGAAAUGCGUGCUGGGUAGUAGUAAAUGUUAGGAUGACGUCUAGCGUGGUGCACAGCAGCAUGAAGAAGGUGGUACGGGUAGGGUGUGUGUUGCGGCGCUUGGUUUCAGGAGGCGCCGUGAGGGUGUGUGCUUCCUCUACCUCGCCUCUUACACCAGCGACAGGUGGCGGUGGUGACCCGUUAGGCUACGGGAACAUACCGCCAUACUCCAGGAUGAAGAGUAACUACAGCUCAGUUCCUCAGCAAAAGCCAGACUGGAACCGGGCUGUGAGUGAUGCCGAGAAAAUAGUGGGUUACCCAACAUCUUACCUCACCCUGCGCUCCCUCCUGUCUGAUGAAAUGUCAAAUAUUGCAGUACAUAUGAGGAAAUUGGUAGGAUCUUCACAUCCACUGCUGAAGACUGCUAAACGGCUGAUAUACAAUGGACGAAACAACAUGCAGACAAGAGGCCUCAUUGUGUUACUGAUUUCUAAGGCAGCAGGCCACCUCAACCCAGAAGAGCUAGAGCAAGAUCAGCCUGCAGGUGUCUCCCUCAGUCAACGAAGUUUGGCAGAGAUCACCGAGAUGAUUCACACAGCCCACUUAAUUCACAAAGGAGUGGUCAAUCUGUCCCCAACGGUGUUUGAUGGCACCACUCUGCAAGACAUGGAAUUUGGAAACAAGAUUGCUAUUUUGUCUGGAGAUUACCUUCUGGCUAAUGCUUGUACAGGUCUGGCCACUCUCAGGAACACCAAGGUUGUGGAGCUGAUCAGCACUGCCAUCAGCGACUUCAUGGAGGCAGAGUUUAUUGGAGACCGAGACAAUCAGGGAAACCCAAUUCCAAAUGAAACUAUAACCAUGCAAGAUUGGAAUGAAAAGAAUUUCCUAGCUGCUGGCAGUCUGAUGGCCAAGUCAUGCCAAGCCACUCUGCUGUUGGCAGGCCACAGUGAGGCAAUGCAAAAGAAGGGCUUUGAAUUUGGGAAGGAGAUUGCCCUUGCUUGGCAGGUCUACAGCGACCUCCAGCCCUUCACGGACUUAUACCGUCACCCUCCUGGGACUGCUAUUGACCUUACUUCGGCUCCUGUCAUUCUGCAUUUGCUGCAUGAUCAUUCCCUGCUGGACUAUGUAGCAGCUGCAGGGAACUCCAUGGAGAACUGCGACUUCAAGAAGAUCCACCAGGUCAUCAUGAGUGGGAAUGCAGUGGAGGAAGCCAAGCAGUUGUGUCAGUUCCAUGCCCAAGCUGCACUUAAUGUUGUGCAGGACACCUUUGAACCCUCAGAUGCCUGCACAGCCUUGGAGAACAUCAUAAAUGCUCUCAAGAUUUAUUAGCACACACACACACACACACACACACACACACACACACACACACACACACACACACACACACACACACACACACACACACACACACACACACACAGCAUAGUGUAGUGAUUAGCACACUCGACUCAAUCAAGAGUCCUGGAAAGCAGCGAGGCAAAUGGACAAGCCUCUUAAUGUGUG
Molecule: messenger RNA, 2510 nt
Organism: Portunus trituberculatus (swimming crab)
Lineage: Eukaryota; Metazoa; Arthropoda; Malacostraca; Decapoda; Portunidae
Gene: Pdss2
Product: all trans-polyprenyl-diphosphate synthase PDSS2-like
Exons: 8
Coding region: 1059-2333 (424 amino acids)
Biological process (GO): ubiquinone biosynthetic process; isoprenoid biosynthetic process
Cellular component (GO): mitochondrion; transferase complex
Molecular function (GO): prenyltransferase activity
Source: RefSeq, a predicted model, not a curated record